Messenger RNA from Ceratosolen solmsi marchali, 2185 nucleotides. RefSeq names its product prohormone processing protease amontillado (gene amon). NCBI's taxonomy places the organism in Eukaryota, Metazoa, Arthropoda, Insecta, Hymenoptera, Agaonidae. The record is from RefSeq and is a predicted model, not a curated record. Gene Ontology annotation, biological process: peptide hormone processing. The transcript has 12 exons. The coding region runs from base 110 to 2185 and encodes 691 amino acids. Gene Ontology annotation, molecular function: serine-type endopeptidase activity. Gene Ontology annotation, cellular component: neuron projection; membrane.
UCCGGGUGGGAGAGGGUGGUGGUAGAGGGAGGUAAGCAUUUACACGAACGGUAAGGACGGUGAAACUCGACAUCAACGUCAGUCGACUUCCUGCCAGGGACAACCAGUAAUGGCUAGUGCACGUGUGCCCGUUUUUUCAACGGUGUUAGCACGAAUAAUAUGCCGAAAUGUAUACCAUCGAUACUGUUUCACCAGGUUGAAUGAAAGCGAUGCAAAGAUGAACAAAAUAACGUCGAAAAGACAGCAUCGCAGAUCGAUAUUUUUUACUUUUGGGUUUCUUUUAGUACUGUUACAAACAAUGAACCGUGGAUUGACGGAAGUUCGGGCCGAGAUUUUUACCAACAGCUUCCUUGUAAGGAUGAGAGAACCUUCAGCUAGACAUCUGGUUGACCAAAUCGCUUACAGAAAUGGAUUCGUCAAUCUUGGCUCGGUUUUAGGAAGUCAAACAGAAUUUCAUUUUGUGCAUAGGGCCUUACCUAAUGUAAGAAACAGAAGAUCCAUACCUCAUGUGCGAAGAUUAAAGGUAGAUCCAAUGAUACAUACUGCGAUUCAGCAGUCGGGUUUUAAGCGAGUGAAGAGGGGAUACAAACCUUUAAAGGUAGACAAAAUGAUUCCAUUGUUGAAUGAUAUCAAGAACGCAGACGGUGAUUCAGUGAGUCGGGACCCCACAGAUCCUUAUUUUCAGUAUCAAUGGUAUUUAAAAAAUACAGGUCAAAAUGGAGGUAAACCAAAGCUUGAUCUAAAUGUAGAGGCCGCCUGGGCUCAAGGAUAUACAGGCAAAAAUGUCACGACAGCCAUCAUGGACGAUGGAGUCGAUUAUAUGCACGCUGAUUUGAUGUAUAAUUAUAAUACAAAAGCAUCUUAUGAUUUUAGUAGUAAUGAUCCAUAUCCUUAUCCGAGGUAUACAGAUGACUGGUUUAAUAGUCAUGGAACUAGAUGUGCGGGUGAAGUAGCUGGGGCACGCGAUAAUGGUGUUUGCGGGGUAGGCGUCGCUUAUGACUCGAGAAUUGCCGGUAUUCGGAUGCUUGAUCAACCAUACAUGACUGAUUUAAUUGAAGCCAAUAGUAUGGGUCAUGAACCUAAUCUCAUCGAUAUUUAUAGUGCUUCUUGGGGACCUACAGACGACGGAAAAACCGUCGAUGGCCCAAGAAAUGCAACAAUGAGGGCUAUUGUUCGAGGAGUUAACGAGGGGCGCAAAGGCUUAGGGAACAUAUACGUAUGGGCCUCUGGCGAUGGUGGGGAAAAUGAUGAUUGCAAUUGUGAUGGCUAUGCAGCCAGUAUGUGGACCGUAAGUAUCAACAGUGCUAUUAACGAUGGUCAAAAUGCCCAUUACGACGAAAGCUGUUCAAGUACUUUAGCAUCAACGUUCAGCAAUGGAGCAAAAGAUCCAAAUACUGGAGUGGCAACAACUGAUUUAUAUGGACAGUGUACUACAACUCACAGUGGAACUUCUGCUGCUGCUCCAGAAGCAGCAGGCGUAUUUGCUCUUGCUUUAGAAGCUAAUUCACAGCUUACUUGGAGAGACAUUCAACAUUUGACUGUAUUAACAUCCAAAAGAAAUUCUCUUUUCGAUGCUAAAGGUAGAUUUCAUUGGACAAUGAAUGGAGUUGGUCUUGAGUUUAAUCAUCUGUUUGGAUACGGCGUUUUGGAUGCCGGUGCUAUGGUUGCUUUAGCAAAAAAUUGGAAAACAGUACCACCACGGUAUCACUGUGAAGCAGGAACUAUUCAAACAACUCAAGAAGUACCAAACCAUAGAUCAAUUUUAUUGAAAAUUAAAACUAAUGCUUGUAGUGGUACAGAAUAUGCAGUAAAUUAUCUUGAACAUGUACAAGCCGUUAUUUCACUUAAUGCUACUCGACGAGGAGACUUGGAACUUUUUUUAACAUCUCCAAUGGGAACUAGAUCAAUGAUAUUAAGUAGAAGAAUAAACGAUGAUGAUCAAAGAGAUGGGUUUAAUAAAUGGCCAUUCAUGACUACUCAUACCUGGGGCGAGUAUCCGCAAGGGACUUGGCUACUUGAGGUGAGUUUUAACUCGCAGUUGCCACAACACGGUUGGAUUCAUGAAUUUACAUUGAUGUUACAUGGCACUAAAGAGCCACCUUAUGCCGGGCUUUCAACUGCAGAUCCUCAUUCGAAAUUAGCAAUUGUUAAGAAAGCACACGAAGAGCAUAAUACCGUCAUGUAA